AUGGCCACCUUCCUGGAGACGUCGUACAGUCUGGUACACAUGGACAACACGGCCGAUCAACCCUCACAGCAAGAUCUCAAGACGGCGCUGGAAAAGGGUAGCGAGGAAUCCAAGGUCGAGACGAUGAAGCGCAUCCUCACCAUUAUGCUCAAUGGAGACUCAAUGCCCAACCUGCUCAUGCACAUCAUCCGCUUUGUCAUGCCCUCCAAGAGCAAACAGCUGAAGAAGCUGCUCUAUCUCUACUACGAAAUCUGUCCCAAGUUGGAUGCGAGUGGGAAGCUAAAGCAGGAGAUGAUUUUGGUGUGCAAUGGCAUCCGAAUGGACCUGCAGCACCCCAACGAGUACAUUCGCGGCAACACCCUCCGAUUUCUAUGCAAGCUGCGCGAGCCCGAGUUGAUCGAACCCCUCCUCGCCCCCGCCCGCGCCUGUCUCGAACACCGGCACUCCUAUGUCCGCAAAAACGCCGUCUUCGCCAUUGCCUCCAUCUACUCCCACUCCGAGGCCUUGAUGCCCGAUGCCCCCGAACUCAUCCACACCUUCCUCGACGGCGAGAGUGACAACACGUGCAAGAGGAAUGCCUUUGCCGCCCUUUUGAGCAUCAGUCAUGAAAAGGCGUUGGAAUACUUGAGCGGCGUCUUCGAGGGCAUCCCCAACGCAAGUGAGCUGCUGCAGCUGGUCGAGUUGGAGUUUAUUCGCAAGGAUGCCGUGCUGAACCAGCAGAACAAGGCGCGCUACUUGCGCCUCAUCUUUGAUAUCCUCGAAGCAAAGGACUCCACCGUCGUGUAUGAGGCCGCCUCAUCCCUCACCGCCCUCACCAACAACCCCGUGGCCGUCAAGGCCGCCGCCGCCAAGUUCAUCGAGCUGAGCAUCAAAGAGUCGGACAACAACGUCAAGCUGAUUGUGCUGGAAAAGGUCAAUACGUUGAGGAAAGCGAAUGAAGGCAUCCUCGACGACCUCACCAUGGAAAUCCUGCGGGUCCUGUCCAGCCCCGAUCUGGACGUGCGGAAAAAGGCGCUCGAACUGGCCAUGGACAUGGUCUCGAGUAAGAAUGUCGAAGAGGUGGUCAUGCUGCUUAAAAAAGAACUGGCCAAGACGGUGGACGAGCAGUACGAGAAGAACAACGAGUACCGGUCCCUGCUCAUCCACUCCAUCCAUCAGUGCGCCAUCAAAUUCUCCGAAAUCGCCCAGAGUGUGGUCGGCUUGCUCAUGGACUUCAUCUCCGACUUCAACAACGCUUCCGCCGUGGAUGUCAUCUCAUUCGUCAAGGAGGUCGUCGAGCGUUUCCCCAAGAUGCGUAGCUCCAUCGUUGCGAGGCUGGUAUCCACCUUGAACGAGGUCCGGGCGGGUAAGGUCUACCGGGGAAGUUUGUGGAUCGUCGGAGAKUACUCCCUCGAGCAGAAUGACAUUCGAGAUGCUUGGAAGACCAUUCGCGCCAGCUUGGGUGAGAUCCCCAUCGUCGCCUCCGAGGCACGAUUGUUGGAAGAGCAGCCGGAUGGGGAGGCGGAGCUGGGAGACCAACCCAACGGCCAUUCCAAAUCGGCACCCACCGCACCCACCGGUUCACGCAAGGUACUCGCAGACGGCACAUAUGCCACAGAAAGCGCCCUCACCAGCACAUCAUCCGCCAAGGCUAAAUUGGACGCGGUCAAAGCAGCACAAAAGCCUCCUCUUCGACAGCUCAUUCUGGAUGGCGAUUACUUCCUUGCAACAGUGUUGUCAUCCACCCUCACCAAGCUCGUAAUGCGACACAACGAAAUCUCCGACGACCACGCACGAACAAACGCCCUCCGCGCAGAAGCCAUGCUGAUUAUGAUCUCCAUCAUCCGUGCCGGCCAGUCUCAAUUCGUCAAGGCGCCAAUCGAUGAGGACUCUGUAGAUCGAAUCAUGUCUUGUGUUCGCUCGUUGKCCGAGUUUGCCCAGAAAAAGGACCUCGAGACUGCCUUCCUGGACGACACACGGAAAGCCUUUGUCAACAUGGUGCAGGUCGAGGAGAAGAAGCGGGCGGAGAAGGAUGCCGUGCUCAAGGCYAAGUCAGCCAUUCAAGUCGAUGAUGUAGUCACCAUCCGACAACUCAGCAAGAAGAAUGCCGUAGAUGGAGCAGACGAGGCCGAGGUGGAUCUGGAAAAGGCUACAGGUGGUGAUAGCACGACCGAGAACCUGAGCUCCAAGCUCAGCCGUGUCGUGCAACUCACUGGUUUCUCCGACUCCGUCUACGCCGAGGCAUAUGUACAGGUACACCAGUUCGACAUCAUCCUCGAUGUCCUCCUCGUAWACCAGACCCGCGAAACCCUGCAAAACCUCUCCGUCGAAUUCGCAACACUGGGUGACCUCAAGGUCGUCGAGCGACCCGUGACUCAAAACCUCCCCGCCCUGGACUUCCUCAACGUCCAAGCAACCAUCAAAGUCAGCUCCACCGACACGGGAGUCAUCUUUGGGAAUGUCGUCUAUGAUGGUCCCUCAUCCACGGAAAGCAACGUCGUCAUUCUUAAUGACGUCCACGUCGACAUUAUGGACUACAUUCAACCCGCACACUGCUCCGAGACGCAAUUCCGAACCAUGUGGACGGAAUUCGAAUGGGAGAAUAAAGUCAACAUCAACACCAUCAUGCCCAAGGGAACGAAUUUGCGAGACUUUUUGGCGCGGUUGAUGAAGGUGACGAAUAUGAGCUGUUUGACUCCCGACGCCAGUUUGGAGGGAGAGUGUCAAUUUUUGAGCGCGAAUCUUUACGCAAGGAGUGUCUUUGGUGAGGACGCUCUUGCCAAUUUGAGCGUGGAAAAGGAUGGAGAGGGGGAUGGACCUGUGACGGGUUUCAUGCGGAUACGUAGUCGGAGUCAGGGGUUGGCGCUCAGUUUGGGGAGUUUGAAGGGGAUUAGUAAAAUUGGGGAGAUGGUGGUUUGA
Ramularia collo-cygni is the source of this 2898-nucleotide messenger RNA. Its product is annotated as probable coatomer complex beta chain. Gene Ontology annotation, molecular function: structural molecule activity. NCBI's taxonomy places the organism in Eukaryota, Fungi, Ascomycota, Dothideomycetes, Mycosphaerellales, Mycosphaerellaceae. The record is from RefSeq and is a predicted model, not a curated record. Gene Ontology annotation, cellular component: cytoplasm; COPI vesicle coat. Bases 1 to 2898 code for a protein of 965 amino acids. The transcript is spliced from 3 exons. Gene Ontology annotation, biological process: endoplasmic reticulum to Golgi vesicle-mediated transport; intracellular protein transport; intra-Golgi vesicle-mediated transport.